Molecule: messenger RNA, 725 nt
Organism: Phascolarctos cinereus (koala)
Lineage: Eukaryota; Metazoa; Chordata; Mammalia; Diprotodontia; Phascolarctidae
Source: RefSeq, a predicted model, not a curated record
GAGAUCACACAUAUAAUGCAUGGAGCUCAUAGUAUCCUUGGAUUGUGGGAUGGCCUGCAGAACCUCCUAACCUGCCCAGUCUGUGGAAAUUAUCACAAGGAUCCUAUAACAAUGUUUUCUGGCAACACUGUCUGUCAGUCCUGUUAUCCACAAGAAUGCCCACCUGCAGGCCUCAACUGGAGGAUAAGAAGGAUAGUGACCCUGUUCAAGGAGAUGAAACCACUCCUGGAACAGCCCCAACCUGUCCCAGAGGGAUGGUGCCCCAAGCAUGAUGAGCCCUUCACCCUCCUAUGUCAAGAAGACAAUCAAAGAAUCUGCUAUGUCUGCCAAUACUCCUCCCUUCACAGUAAACAUACCCUGACUAAAUUAGAAGACCCAAAAGCAAGAGAAGCUUCCUGUGAAGAGGAGAAUGAGAUCUCCCUGCCACCUCCAGGCCACCAUUGAAUGCUCUUCCACUGGGUCUCCCAAGGGAUAGCAUGCAGGAACCCAAAUCACUGUGUUCACCUCCAUUGGCAUCCUCCAUGGAAAACAAAACUCAGUCCACCAUGGAGGCUGUUCUAAGGAAGAUAGCAGUGCCAUGGGAAGAAAUCCCCAAACUGGAGCUUCUUACCAGACUAGACUCUGAAAUGCUGGUCCUUGCCUGCCCCCUGCAGGUCUCUCUCAUUACUACCUGGAAGAUCUUUUCUGGAGAAGUCAUUUAAUAAAGUUUCUGCUCUACUCUAUUG